This is a messenger RNA of Fusarium venenatum, 1065 nucleotides long. RefSeq names its product S-adenosyl-L-methionine-dependent methyltransferase. NCBI's taxonomy places the organism in Eukaryota, Fungi, Ascomycota, Sordariomycetes, Hypocreales, Nectriaceae. The record is from RefSeq and is a predicted model, not a curated record. Gene Ontology annotation, molecular function: methyltransferase activity.
AUGGCAGACCAACAACAGAACCAACAACAGUUAGAGACAGGCGGUGAUGUCAAUAUCAGAAAUUCUGACCCAGUACGAAGUAGCGAAAUUUCUUCCAGUCGCCAUGACUCACCAGCGUCGUCAAGAACUAUUGAACCUGAGGACUGGGAAGAUUCAGCCUCUUUAUCAGACAGCGUGCAAACUUUCCCCGAAGAGUUUGGGCGCACCUAUCAUGCUUACCGAGCCGGCUCGUACGCAUUUCCGAAUGACGUGGCAGAGCAAGAGCGCCUGGGUAUCAUGGGCGAGUGCUUCAGAUUGCUUAUGAAAGAAGAGCUGUAUAUGGCACCACUCUCAGAUAAGAAACCCCCCAUCAACAUUCUCGAUGUUGCCACGGGGAUUGGUGACUGGGUUAUUCAGAUGGGCGAUCGCUUCCCUGACUCUAGAGUCACUGGCACAGAUCUAUCCCCAAUCCAACCUAAUAAUGUGCCUCCGAACGUGUACUUCUAUGUUGAGGAUUCGGGUGAUGAGUGGACGUUUAAACACAAGUUCGACUAUAUUCACACGCGUAAUACUGCUGGAUGCUGGUCCGAUUUUGAAACACAGAUAGCCCAGCAAGCUUUCAACGCACUCGAGCCUGGAGGCUGGUUUGACUCGCAAGAAACGGAUUGUACUCCUCUCUGCGAUGACGAUACACUCGAUCCCGAAGGCCCGGUAGUAACAUGGUUGAAGGAUUUGAUCAAGGCAUCAGAUAAGUUGCAGCGUCCCGCCGUUUUUGGUGCCAGACUUAAAGAGAUCUACGAGCGGGUCGGCUUUGUAGAUGUGCAGCAACGUGUCCUCAAGAUGCCCAUCAAUGGUUGGGCUGAGGACCAACAACUCAAGCAGCUGGGUUCGAUGUGGAGUAAUAAUUUGCUUGAUGGCAUCGGUGGUUUCUCCUACCAACUAUUAAAUAAGGCUUUCGGACGAAACAUGGCUGAAAUUGAGGUCUCAUUGAUUGAUGUCCGACGAGAUCUAGCCAAUCCGCAAAUUCAUGCAUACAUGCCUGUUUUUAUUGUCUGGGGAAGGAAACCAAAACCCAAUGAUAUAUAA